Messenger RNA from Cyclopterus lumpus (lumpfish), 2127 nucleotides. It is a transcript of the gene galk1, whose product is annotated as galactokinase 1. Bases 122 to 1303 code for a protein of 393 amino acids. The record is from RefSeq and is a predicted model, not a curated record. Gene Ontology annotation, biological process: carbohydrate phosphorylation; galactose metabolic process. Gene Ontology annotation, cellular component: cytoplasm; cytosol. Lineage: Eukaryota; Metazoa; Chordata; Actinopteri; Perciformes; Cyclopteridae. The transcript has 8 exons. Gene Ontology annotation, molecular function: galactokinase activity; ATP binding.
GGCCACACCCACCAGGAAGUAAACAGCACAUGACAUGUCAUGAGUACUCUGCUGUAUACGAACAGUUAGCGUUUUUGUUAGCAUAUUAAAAACUUAGCGAACAAAAGUGUCUGUUGUUCAAAUGGCCAGUUCUUUCCCGAGUGUACCCGAGCUCGUUGCGGGUGCUGUGCGCUUGUUCGGGCAGGUGUUCGGAGGAGAGGCUCCUCACAUGGCGGUGUGCGCCCCCGGAAGAGUCAACCUGAUCGGGGAGCACACCGACUACAACCAGGGCUUCGUGCUCCCGAUGGCGCUGCCCCUGGUGACCGUGGUGGUUGGAAGUCAAACCUCUAGCCCGGAUGUCACCGUGGUAACGGCGACUGAGGAUGCUGACGAGCCUCACAGGGUGGACUUCAGCCUACCCGGUGACGGGUCACCGCUUCCUCCAGGGUCACCCAGCUGGGCGAACUAUGUGAAGGGUGUUAUCCAGCAUUACCGGGCUCCACCUGUCCCAGGUUUUAGGGCGGUGAUAGUCAGCAGCGUCCCUCUGGGAGGAGGUUUGUCAAGCUCCGCCUCUCUGGAGGUGGCUUUCUACACAUUCCUGCAGCAGCUCAAGCCAGAUGACGGAGACAAGGUGUCCACAGCGGUGGCCUGCCAGAAGGCAGAACACACUCACGCCGGUGUGCCCUGUGGCAUAAUGGAUCAGUUUGUGUCUGUUCUCGGCAGGGAGGGCCAUGCUCUGCUCAUUGACUGCAGGUCGCUGGAGGCCACCCCCGUCCCUCUGGCAGAUCCAGGCUUGGUCAUUCUCAUCACCAACUCCAAUGUUAAGCACUCUCUGAGUGGCAGUGAGUACCCCAUGAGACGCAGCCGGUGUGAGGAGGCUGCCUCUAUCCUGGGAAAGGACAGUCUCAGAGAUGCCACCAUUAAGGACCUAGAGGAGGCAAGGGACAGACUGGAUGACGUAACCUAUCGGAGAGCUCGUCACGUGAUUGAGGAGAUAGAAAGAACCAUCCAGGCUGCUGAAGCCCUGAAGAAAGGAGCCUACAAAGAGUUUGGCGAGCUUAUGGUGGAAAGCCACAACUCCCUCAGAGACUUGUACGAGGUGAGCUGCAGGGAGCUGGACGAGCUGGUGUCCGCAGCCAUGGAGGUGAAGGGGGUGUUCGGCAGCCGGAUGACCGGCGGAGGAUUCGGCGGAUGCACCGUGACUUUGCUGCAGGCGCACGCCAUUGACAGGACUAUACUCCACAUCCAGGAGCGAUACAGUGGAACCCCAACAUUCUAUGUCACAACUCCUUCAGAGGGAGCUCGGGCUCUCAGUCUGCCCUGACCUUCUGUAUAGCAGAUUCCUUCCUCUUCAUGGGCGUUUUCAUUUCCCUUCAAUUUUUCACUUGUUCAAAUUAAACUGUCGUGUUGUUAUGGACACAAGCUGAUUGAGGAGCACUCUGUUAAUGUGCCUUCGCAGUAAAUCAUUGUUUUACCUGUUCUGCAGCAAACAGCCGACAGACACAGUUAGAGAUCAGCUGGUGGAACAUUGGUUGGUGGAGCCAACUCGCCAGUCUGCAAUGGGGGGAGACUGAAUAUCUUGCUAACAUUCAUCUGACGGACACAAACCUGUUGAUAAUGUGUGCCGGAUGUGUAAAUAUGAAAUUGCAUGUGUACACAUUAGCCAUGAUAACUUUUUACAGCAAUAAAAUAUAAGAACUCUGUGUCCUUAGUGGCCAAGAAUGACGUAGCUUUAAAGGCCCGGCACACUCUGUGUUUUUAAUUAUUCAGACUAAUUAGACUUCUGCUUUUCUGCUUAAUAAUGGCAGAGCUAUGAGGAGAAUUGAGUUAUGACAAUACAUUUAAUAUUUGAAUAAAACUGAUAUACUGCAGGGGUAGACACGGUCACAGUCAUGCCUAAGAAAAAGUCUAAUCAGGCAGAAUAAGUGAAAACAUAUAUUAAUGAAGCUGCUGAUGUUUUUACAUUUGUUGCGCUUUUUGUUUUCAAGGUUAUACCAGACGUCUUUUUAUCAAUUAAUUCUGCUCAUCUCUGCCUGCUACUAUUUAAAAUGAAGCAAUCAAAAAAUAUUCUGUAAUUUACAUGUGUGGGAAUACACAGGAUUUUAAAGCAUUUGGUAUCUUAAUUGAAAUAAAAAAAUUAACAACAUU